Molecule: messenger RNA, 1079 nt
Organism: Anthonomus grandis grandis
Lineage: Eukaryota; Metazoa; Arthropoda; Insecta; Coleoptera; Curculionidae
Product: alkylglycerol monooxygenase-like
Exons: 5
Coding region: 324-944 (206 amino acids)
Cellular component (GO): endoplasmic reticulum
Source: RefSeq, a predicted model, not a curated record
ACUACUUUAAAUAUUUUAAAGCGGUUUUCAGUAUCUUUUGACGCAAUGUUCAAGGAUAGCUAGACUAUCAAAAAUUAAUUAAUUAUUUAAUUCUCUUUUAGGCCUUCUACUUGCCUUUGGCCCUAGUGAUUCCCCCGUCCCAGUUUGUCACCCAUCAGUACUUCAAUCUGCUCUUCCAGUUCUGGAUUCACACGGAAACUGUGAAAACGUUGGGCCCCCUAGAGUGGAUCUUCAAUACGCCAAACCACCAUAGGGUGCACCAUGGAAGUAACAUUUACUGUCUGGACACCAACUAUGCAGGGGUUUUAAUCAUAUGGGACAGGAUGUUCGGUACGUUCGCUAGAGAGCGCGAAGACGAGGAGAUUAUUUAUGGUUUAGUGUAUAACCAGCCUUCAUUUAACCCGGUACAUUUGCAGACGUUCUACACGAAAUACGUGGUGCAGCGGUUCCAGGCUAUGAAGGGUUGGAAGAACAAAUUGGCCGCCAUCUUCUAUGGACCCAGUUGGCAACCUGGAAAGCCCAGACUGGGUUUGGAAGAGGAUAAAGUUAAGGUGACCAAGAGAGAGAAGUACGACGUCAAGCUCCCUCUAUGGUGCAACACGUAUUUGCUCAUCCAUUUUGCCGUGGUUGUCUACGGCUUUCAUCAGCUAGCCAUCAGACAUUUGGCCCUGAACCCUUUGACCGUCAUCGCGUUUGUGAUCUACAUAAUCGCCUCCCUAACCAACAUCGGUCUACUUUUUGACAACCAUAAGUACGCCCCAGUAUUUGAAGUACUCCGGUGUAUGCUGCUGGUAACGGCAGUACAAAGAAUGUCUUUUCCAGACAUUGAGGCAAGUACUUUAGUAGCAGCAGAAGUGUUCUUCCUACUGUCCGGGAUCUUUUGGUUUUUGAAAAGUAUUAACGUCCUGGACCUCAAAGUUACCGAGAAGUGUAAAACUGGAUGAAGUGCGACGGUGUUUUAACUGAUUUUGCCUUGUUCCUAGUAGAUUUAGGUGAUUAUGUUAGAUGUUAAACCAGUGAUAUUAUUGUGAUGUUUCUUAUAUGUAUAUAACGUUAAAUAAAUGGUCUGUCUUAUGUGA